This is a messenger RNA of Lactuca sativa (garden lettuce), 895 nucleotides long. NCBI's taxonomy places the organism in Eukaryota, Viridiplantae, Streptophyta, Magnoliopsida, Asterales, Asteraceae. The record is from RefSeq and is a predicted model, not a curated record.
UAUAUAGAUAAAUCAUUUGAAAACGUGGAUCUCAUGAAAUGUUUUAGACAUGGAUUUCAUGAAAUAUUUUAGAUAUAUAUAGGCUAGAUGAACAACUUCAGAGUUUCAUAAGGAACAUCGUCCAACUUUUCUGAAAUACAGGCCGAGCAAAAUGGAAACCAGUGCCACAUACGUAUGGGGUACACCUUGGGGAGGUAAAGGUGGAGAAAACGUCUGGCAAUUCAUAAUACCUGAUGGUGGUAGUCUUGCAGGGCUAACUAUUAGUAGUGGAGACGUUGUAAAUUCCAUCCGCUUCGCUUACAAGGAUAAGUAUGGCUUUACGCUUACUUCUCAACACUUCGGUGGCGAUGGUGGCUCAUCUAAUACGAUCACCUUCGCUGAUGGUGAGUUCCUCAUUGGGAUUAGUGGACGUGUUGGAUUUAUUAACAAUUUAACAGUGAUUACGUCAUUGUCUUUUGAGACCAACAAGUACACCUAUGGGCCAUACGGCACAAACCCUGGGACUGAUUUCUCGUUUGGGGUCACAAAUGGUAAGUUUUCCGGAUUUUAUGGAAGGUGUGGGCUUUACGUGGACUCUUUGGGUGUCAUUCUUCAGCCAAAAGCAUGAUAUAUGACACAGCAUGCAUGCUUGUCUUUGAUGGAAACAAAUGUUAAAUGGUCCUUUUUGUUUCGUCUUCUAAAUGUGCUACUUAUAUAAUGUAUUUUAUAUAUUUUAAGAUCGUAUCUGGUUUCUUCAGUGUGACACUAUAAAAAUAAGGUCGGAGUUACAGUUACAAUUACAAUAAGCACCCUUGUGCAUUUGGUUUUUCAUGUACUCCUAUGUAUCCUUUCAUAUAUGUAACUAUAUAAAAAAAUCAAUAUACAGGUAUGCUAUAUGCCUAUAUUUGUUGCUCAA